ACGAUUGAAAGUUCUCUCUCUUCCUUCCUCAACUCCGGGAUCAUCUAAUAUGGUGCUUGCUGUGUCCACCACUGCACCUACACGUGGUUCCACUCCUUUGACUUGUCACGACUGCAACAAGGUGGGUCAUGUCGUCGCUCAAUGCAAAAAAUUGUAUGCUUAUUGUCGACGGAUUGGUCAUGGUAUUCAGGACUGCCGUACACGUGCCUAUGCAUCUUCUUUCAGCCGUGGACGUGGUGGUCGUAGUCGUACUCUUUCUGCUAUUGCUGCCACUAUUUCUUCCGAGCCGUCUGUUAGUGAUACUGCAUCUACUGUUUCUGCUGAAGGUCUUUCAUCACCUUUGACUCCUGCGAUGCUCCAGCAACUCAUUCAGGCCCUUUCUGCAGCCGAUAUGUCAAGAUCUGGCAACGGGGAAGGUACUUGGGAUGGGUAGGCGGCAUGGUCGUCUGUACGUGCUUGACUUUAAUCCCUCUGUCACUUCGGCUCAUUGUUUCUUUUCUCCAUCUUCAUCAGAUAUUUGUUC
Messenger RNA from Magnolia sinica, 523 nucleotides. RefSeq lists its product as uncharacterized. The record is from RefSeq and is a predicted model, not a curated record. Gene Ontology annotation, molecular function: nucleic acid binding; zinc ion binding. The coding region runs from base 50 to 433 and encodes 127 amino acids. The transcript is spliced from 2 exons. NCBI's taxonomy places the organism in Eukaryota, Viridiplantae, Streptophyta, Magnoliopsida, Magnoliales, Magnoliaceae.